CAGCAAUCAAUGGCUGAAUGGCAUGGUGAUAGAUAGCUAAGAGAGAUAGUUAGAAAAAGCUCAUGCCAUCAAUCCUGCUUUCCAUCUCUCCAUGCAAUUCACCAUCUAUUGCUCACAAGCUCCAUCACCAUAACAAGAAGAAGAAGAAGAAGAAGAACCAUUACAACAAGCUUAGAAGAAACCAAACCUCUGACACCACUGACAAUGUUCAAAGCUUCCAGCAAUACGUGCGCACAGGCCGCAUGCACGAUGCUCGUGUUCAGUUUGAUGCGAAGUCGAAGAGGACUCUGGUCGAGUACACAACACUCAUGUCCGGUUACAUACUUCAUGGGCAUUCAAUGGAAGCAAUGCUCUUGCUUCAUGAUAUGCUCCACUUGCCAUUCUCCUUUGUUCUUGAUCCUUUUGCUGUGUCUGCUUCGCUUCGUGCUUGUGCUUCCACAGGUAGCCUUCACUGUGGACAGGAGCUCCAUUGUUUGGUGUUGAAGAUGGGCUACUUUGAGGACUUGUUUGUGGCCAAUGCUCUUGUCUAUAUGUAUUCAGAUUGUGGAUCACUGAGUGAUGCUGAGCUUGUUUUUAGGGAGAUCAAACAGCCUGAUUUGGUUUCAUGGAGUUCCAUGCUCAGUGGGUACAUGAAGAAUGGGCGUGAUAAGCAAGUGUUAAGGCUUAUCGGAGAAAUGAGCGUGGCCGGAGUCCAGUUUGAUGCUUUUGUUCUCUCUAUUGCUCUCAAGGUGGCUGCAAACCUUGGGGUUGUUGCAACUGGGAUGCAGCUUCAUUGCUACACUGUUAAAAUGGGUCUUGAUUCUUGUACUUUCUUGAUGAACUCUCUCAUGGAUUUCUACGGGAGAAGUUGCAGAUUGAGUGAAAUGAGGAAGGUGUUUGACGGAUUGUUUCACAAGGAUUUGGUCUCUUGGAACACUGCCAUCUCAUGCUAUACUGAUGAUCACCAAAGUUAUGAAGCUCUGGAUCUAUUCCACUUGUUGAUGUUAGAAGGCUUUGAAUGUGAUGACUAUACAUUGGGCAGUGUUUUGCAGGCAGUCACUGAUUUGAGUUCUCUGGAUCAUGGGAGGGAGAUUCAUGGCUAUGUGAUCAAAGCUGGUUUCUGGUGUAAUAGUUAUGUGAUCAGUGCACUCCUUGUUAUGUACAUUGAGUGCAAUGAUAACAAUAGUUUGCUUCCUCUUAAACUUUUCAGAUACUUGUACGCAAUAGGUGAGGAGGAACUCCUUGAUGGGUUUGUUAUGGCUAGCAUUCUCAAGUUCUGUGCUUCCAGAAUGGAUCUAGAAAUAGGAAAGAUGAUUCAUUCCUGCAUUCUGAAACAGGGAAUGAAGACUAACCCCUUCGUAAGUAGCUCACUGGUUGACAUGUACGCCAAGUGUGGGAUCCCAGAAGCAUCUCUUUGGGUGUUUGCAGGAAUCGCAGAACCAGGUGUAGUUUCAUGGUCUGCGAUCAUAGCCGGGCAAUGUUCAAAUGGCCGGUUUCAAGAAGCUCUGCAUCUCUUUCAGGCAAUGCAGUCAGACAGUGUCAAAGCUAAUGAAUUCACUCUAACUGCUGCCAUUCAGGCUUGUGCAGCAUUAAGAGACCUUAGAAGUGGAAAGGAGAUUCAUUGCAGCCUAAUCAGAGCUGGAUAUUCAUCAAAUGCUUCUGUUUUAAACUCUCUUAUUGGCUUCUACUUCGAGAUCAGACAACCCCAGCAAGCUCUAAAUCUAUGGACAUUAUCUUGUGAAGAUGAUAAUCCAUGGAAUUCCUUGAUGCGAGCUUUUUCUAAACUUAUUGAUAAUGGAAGCAUAAUCAAGCUUCUUACUGACAUUCACCGCUCAAACUCGCAGAUCAAUGCAUCGCUGGCAUAUUAUGUUCUGGAUGCUUGCAGGAGUCCAUCACUUCUCCAUGCAGAUGUGGAUCAAUAGAACUAGCAGCAAAAGCUUUCAACCAGAUCCCUGAGAAAACCUCUGCUUCAUGGGGUUCCAUCAUCUCGGCUAGUGUAGAUCAUGACUGUCCAUCAAAAGCUUUAAAACUUUUCACGCAGAUGAGGAGGAAG
Messenger RNA from Dioscorea cayenensis subsp. rotundata (Guinea yam), 2032 nucleotides. RefSeq names its product pentatricopeptide repeat-containing protein At2g03380, mitochondrial-like. The transcript is spliced from 2 exons. The coding region runs from base 63 to 1901 and encodes 612 amino acids. Gene Ontology annotation, molecular function: protein binding; RNA binding. The record is from RefSeq and is a predicted model, not a curated record. Gene Ontology annotation, biological process: RNA modification. NCBI's taxonomy places the organism in Eukaryota, Viridiplantae, Streptophyta, Magnoliopsida, Dioscoreales, Dioscoreaceae.